This is a messenger RNA of Clarias gariepinus (North African catfish), 2249 nucleotides long. RefSeq names its product NIPA magnesium transporter 1 (gene nipa1). Gene Ontology annotation, molecular function: magnesium ion transmembrane transporter activity. Gene Ontology annotation, cellular component: membrane. The coding region runs from base 93 to 1019 and encodes 308 amino acids. The transcript is spliced from 5 exons. The record is from RefSeq and is a predicted model, not a curated record. NCBI's taxonomy places the organism in Eukaryota, Metazoa, Chordata, Actinopteri, Siluriformes, Clariidae. Gene Ontology annotation, biological process: magnesium ion transport.
UGUGUUCCGGGUUUCGGUUCUGUUCAGUUUAAACGCACAGAAGUCACUAAAUAAUUAAAAUACGAAGUAAAAAUUAUUUAAAGACUAUAUUUAUGGAGGAAAGUUCUCCUUUAUCGCUUGUUAGUGGGGUUGGGAUCGCGGUCGUGUCCAGUUUUAUUAAUGGCUCCACGUUUGUGCUGCAGAAGAAGGGAAUACUGCGUUCACGCAAAGCUGGAAAGUCCUACCUGUCUGACUGUGUGUGGUGGACUGGGACACUGGCUAUGAUCGUGGGUCAGGUGGGGAACUUCCUGGCACACAACGCAGCGCCGGCCGUGUUAGUGACCCCCCUCGGAGCACUCGGGGUGCUGUUCGGAGCCGUCUUGGCGUCCUGGCUCCUCCAGGAGCAGCUUGAGCUACUGGGUAAACUGGGCUGUGUGCUGUGCUGCUGCGGCUCCGUGGUGCUCAUCGUUCACUCCCCGACGUCUGACGGCGUGGCGUCCAGAGCCGAGUUCCAGCAGCGUCUCCUCGACCCGGUGUUCCUGAGCUACAUCACCCUGGUGGUGCUGCUGUUGGUGCUGCUGAUCGGCUGGCUGUCUCCGGCAUACGGCAAAUCCAACAUCAUGGUGUACGUGGGAAUCUGUUCCCUGUUUGGAAGCUUCACCGUGCCGAGCUGUAAAGGCCUGGGUCUGGCUGCGAAGGAGGCGUUUGGCGGAGCUCCUUCUCCUGAUAAUGGGGCUCUGUUCCUCUUCCUGUGCUUGCUGGGAAUUCUCCUGGUCAGCAUCCUCACCCAGUUCACCUUUAUCAACAGAGCCUUGGAGAACUUCAGCUCCAACAUGUUCGAGGCUGUGUAUUACGUCACGUUCACAUCCUCGGUCAUCCUCGCCACCGCCAUCUUGUUCAAAGAAUGGGAAGAGCUUGGUGUUCAGGACUGUUUGGGUAUUUUGUGUGGAUUCGUCACAAUAUCAGUAGGAGUGAUGUUGUUACGAAUAUCUCAGGAAGCCGUGCUCACAUGGACUCCAGUCAGAACGAAAGAGGACUAGUUUAGGUUUCUUCAUGUCUCCUACCUCAGUCGACUUCUUCCUCGACUAUACCCAUCAGUGUUAGACUACAGCACCCCUGCUGGUCAUGGUUCAUUUUAUUAGCAACUUUUUAUCUUUAUUAUUAUUAUCAUGUUCCUCUAUGGAAAUGUAGGAAUUCUGUUUUGUGGUUGUUAGACAUAAUCAGGGCGUGGUUUAACUGGUAACACACAACUAAGUAAAUAAAGCUAAAUAAAUACUACAGCUUGUCUAGACAACAUCCAAAUAUUUAGAUCAUGGGUGUAAAUGCGACAUCCUGUUAUCUGUAUGUCCAUUCUGUUAUCUUUCUCAAUGUUACUACUGUUAAGUCAAUCACUUAGGCUUAUAUCAAUCCCAUUACCCUUACACCGUUCCUGCUGUCCUUACGUCAUUUCCCUCUACCAGGUCAGUCCCAUUGUUAUUUUCGCUUCCCUUAUGGCUUUCCUGUUACCCUUAUGUCACCCUUCUUAUUCUUCUGCAAACCCAUUUAUCCUUAUGGUAACCUCUUUACACUUUUCCCACUUAACACUUCCAUGUUGUAAUUUAGACCCCAAAUAAAACGGUACUUUGAGAAAAUUUAACACAGGGCUAAUCACUGAGACGCAGUGACAUUUUUUUUCCUCUACUUUUUCAAUAAAAAUAUGGGUGUGUUAAAAGUUAUUUAUGACCAGGUGGUGGGACGUGAAACUGGAAAACUGAGAGUUAUAGAGAAGAUUUUAUUACAUAUCUUAUACAUCUGAAAGUAUCAGGACGAACCAAACACACCAAAUGUUUUGUUGCUACAUGGUUUGGUAUCUAUUUCAUCUGAAAUGUGUCUAAUCCUUUGUACUCAACUUUACACGUGUAACUCAGAUGUCACAUCUGACAGCAGUGCCUUUUCCCUGUAGGAGUGUGUGUGUUGUCAUAAACACUCCGAAUGUUAGGGUUGUGAUGGGGACUAGUGAGAUGUAGUAUAUGUUCUGAAAGAAUGGCAUUGUGACUGGAGACGACACACACACACACACACGUACACAAAAAGUUCAUAGAGACGACAGCGUUCACACAGACGCCUUUAUUUCCCCUGGCCAUGUAAACGGGUUAAUAUAAUCAACAUCAAACAGGCGAAUUUAUACAUUUUUAGUUUUAAAUAUAUUAAUAGAAAUUAUAAUUAUAAAUAUUAUACUAGGAUAAGUAUUAAGUUUAAAAUAAAUAAUAAAAUAUUAUACUAGAAUAAUG